UUGGAAUUGGUAUCAUUCAGUCGAUCAGAAAAAUCAAAACUAUAGGAAGUUCUCGGUGAGACGAAUCUUGAUUAAAGGUUGAAUCAAAUGGGUCUAUAAUCCUUGAUUCUAAAAUCGUGUUUCAAUAAUUUAUUUUACAUCCAAAUCAAAGCUCUACAUCUAAAUCACCAAUGAGUUUGCAUAAAAUACUCAGUUGCACAUGCCAGUAAUUGAAUAUUAAUAGAUUAAUAUCACAAUGGAUAGUUGUGGUGCUGAUUGUUGGCACCCAAAGUUUUUACGGAGAUUCGCGAACCUACGAUGGUUCAUGAUUGUGUACGGUAUAUUGGGAACCGUUCAGUCGGCCAGCACUUUGUAUUUCGCUCUCACAUUAACAACCAUUGAAAAACGUUUUAAAAUACCCAGCCAAACAACAGGAAUCAUGUUGAGUGGCAAUGAGAUAUCACAAAUAAUGUUGUCAUUAUUUCUAACGUAUUUCGGUGGCCAACAAAAUCGACCAAGGUGGAUAGCAUGGGGUGUUGUUUUAGGUGCACUGUCAUGUUAUAUGUUGGCACUGCCACACUAUAUUUAUGGAGCGGGAGAAGAUGCACUCUUUUUAACCAAAGAAUACAUCUACGAUCGGAACGUUUCAAAUCCUCUUCAGUCUAGACCGAUUGAAAACACAAAUAGCAAAUUUUGUUCGAAUAAUUCGAGACAACAUGAUGACUGUGAGGAAGGGCAUGAAGUAUUCACCUAUUUGCCGUUGGUUUUAAUAUUUAUGUCACAAUUUGUGCUUGGAAUUGGCAACACUUUGUAUUUUUCGCUUGGUCAAUCGUACUUAGACGACAAUACUAAGCAACGGAACACUCCUCUAAUGUUGGGAUACGCAUUUGGAAUGCGUAUGUGUGGUCCAUUAAUUGGGUUCGCUUUGUCCUAUUUUAUAAUGAACGUUUACAUAGACCCGCGAUAUACGCCAACUAUUCAAAGAAAUAGUCCGCAGUGGCUUGGAGCCUAUUGGCUCGGGUGGAAUUUGUUUGGUACACUCCAGUUGCUAAUUGCUAUUUUAAUUGGAUUAUUCCCAAAACAUUUACCGAAAAGGAAAAAGAUGAAAGUCAAAAAUGGGAGUGACGAUGAAAAAGGAGGUUAUCAUAGUGGCGUUGUCACAGAGAGAAACGAUGAUGCGCACGAGAAAGUUGAAUGGAAAAAUUUCCCAGCCGCGUUGAUGCGUUUAUUGAAAAAUAAGUUAAUAAUUUUCAACAAUAUUGCGGCCAUAUUCUACAUUCUCAGUGCGACCAUCUACAUCACAUUUAUAGGCCGCGUAAUGGAGGUUCAAUUCAAUACAUCCGCUCAUGGCGGAUCGAUCCUUACUGGACCAGCUACCAUUUUCGGAAUCACAGUUGGAAUCUUAUCAUCUGGCUACAUUAUAUCGAAAUACAAACCGCCACCAAAAUACCUCUUCCUGUGGAAUGCGAUAAUUGCAUUGAUCUCAACUUCUUCGCAAAUAGUGUACACACAAAUUGGAUGCAAUGGUGAUGCAUCGUUAGUAGUUAAUGGAACAAUGUCUUCAUGUAACACUAAUUGCAAGUGUGACGAUAUUCCGUAUAGUCCUGUGUGUGAUCAAACUGCCGGUAUCACAUACUUUUCGCCGUGCCACGCUGGAUGCAAAGCAUUCGACAAAGAAGCUAAUUUGUAUACAGAUUGCUCAUGCUCGGAUUACGAUGCAUACAACGAAACGAUUAAAGGAUCAAAUCUGUUUAUAUCGCCAGGACUUCAUGAUGGUUCUAUCGAUGCGCAUGGUCUACAUAAUACAUACGAUAAUAGUCAAUACGAUCAAGAUAAUGUUGCAACAGGAGAGUCAGUCAAACGAAAUUUUCAACAGACGCAACGAAUUGUUGCACCUUCCUCGUGUUCAAGUGACUGUAAGUCCGGCUACUAUAUUUUCGCAAUAGUUUCAAGUAUCUCUGGUCUUAUCGGCUCAACAGGAAGAAUCGGAAACGUUCUACUCAGUUUCCGUGCCGUAGAGAAACGAGAUAAAUCGUUUUCUCAGGGAUUAUCGCUCUUUGCGAUAAGUCUGUUCGCCCUAAUACCCGGUCCAAUCAUUUACGGUCGUCUCAUUGACAACACGUGCAUGAUUUGGAAUUACAAAUGUGGAAGAAGAGGCGACUGCCAACUGUACAACCCAAUCCAAUUCCGCCAACAUUUACAUGCAGCAUCUGCACUCUUUCUUUUCCUGGCUUUUUUGUUCGACCUAUUGGUGUGGCACUAUGGCAAAAAUUUAGACCUGUACGGCGAUGAUGACACGAAGAAGGAAAUUGAAAAGGUGACAGUAGAUGAUGAGUCGGCCGAAAGUCAACCGCUCAACAAACUCAAUGUCAAUUAGAUGUAUUAUUGAUCCAUGUCACUUCAAGGCGAAUUUUUUUCAUGCUUCGGGACCGAAAAUGAGGGCAAUGUUUGGGUUUUUUUCUGGUUUUCGCCCCUAUUGCAUGAAUACAUGUGUAACUGUUUAGGACGAUUGAUCUGAGACCACUUUCGCUUUUAGACCUCGCUCUGAUCGCGAAAUUACCUCAAAUCAAUCACUCAAAGCAAGUCCACAAAUAACUAUUCCUGAACGUCCAGGCCCAUAGAGUUACACUCUGUGGCCAGGCCUCAACUAUCGCAUUAUUGUACUAAGUUACUAACACACACACCUCACACAAUAACCCAUUUAACAGAAGGCUCAGUGAAAUCUCGCAUUCGCAACCUACUUUUCAGAAAAACCCUGUGGUCGUUUCACCUAAAUUCAAUGCUGUCUAGAAUAAGUCAUAGCUUUGUUCAGUUAGUUAAGUAAGUAAGUUAUUUUCCGUUUUGGCAAUUUAUACAGCCAGAAUCUAAAAAAA
This is a messenger RNA of Bradysia coprophila, 2852 nucleotides long. Its product is annotated as solute carrier organic anion transporter family member 74D-like. Gene Ontology annotation, cellular component: intracellular organelle; membrane. Gene Ontology annotation, biological process: sodium-independent organic anion transport; transmembrane transport. Lineage: Eukaryota; Metazoa; Arthropoda; Insecta; Diptera; Sciaridae. Gene Ontology annotation, molecular function: protein binding. The record is from RefSeq and is a predicted model, not a curated record.